This is a messenger RNA of Metarhizium brunneum ARSEF 3297, 1569 nucleotides long. It is a transcript of the gene srpA, whose product is annotated as Signal recognition particle. Gene Ontology annotation, biological process: SRP-dependent cotranslational protein targeting to membrane, translocation; SRP-dependent cotranslational protein targeting to membrane. Gene Ontology annotation, molecular function: GTPase activity; GTP binding; ATP hydrolysis activity. NCBI's taxonomy places the organism in Eukaryota, Fungi, Ascomycota, Sordariomycetes, Hypocreales, Clavicipitaceae. The record is from RefSeq and is a predicted model, not a curated record. Gene Ontology annotation, cellular component: cytosol; signal recognition particle, endoplasmic reticulum targeting.
AUGGUUCUUCAAGAUCUCGGCCGCCGCAUCAAUGCGGCGGUCACCAACCUAACUAGGGACCAGAAUCUUGAUGAGAAGGCCUUCGACAACAUGCUGAAAGAGAUUUGCGCUGCCCUGCUCGAAGCCGACGUCAAUGUGAAGCUUGUCAUGCAGCUCCGAAAAUCUAUCAAAAGCACAGUCAACUUCAAAGACCUCCCGCCCGCUGUCAACAAGAAACGCCUGAUCCAAAAAGCCGUCUUCGACGAACUCGUCCAAUUAGUCGACCCGCAUGCCGAGCCGUUCAAGCCGAAAAAGGGCAAGCCAAAUGUCAUUAUGUUUGUUGGUCUUCAGGGUGCUGGUAAAACAACGACGUGUACCAAGCUUGCGCGACACUAUCAAACGAGAGGGUUCCGGGCGUGCCUGGUGUGCGCGGAUACCUUCCGAGCUGGUGCGUUUGACCAGCUGAAGCAGAAUGCUACAAAGGCCAAGAUUCCGUACUAUGGCUCCCUCACGGAAACGGAUCCCGCGGCCGUGGCUCGCGCGGGAGUGGACCAGUUCAAGAAGGAGAAGUUUGAUGUGAUUAUUGUUGAUACCUCGGGUAGACAUCGUCAGGAGUCGGCCCUGUUCCAAGAGAUGAUUGACAUCCAGACGGCGAUUCGCCCGGACGAAACCAUCAUGGUGCUCGACGCUUCGAUCGGUCAGCAGGCAGAGUCGCAGGCCAAGGCGUUCAAGGAGGCGGCCGAUUUCGGAGCCAUCAUCAUCACCAAGACGGACGGCCAUGCCCACGGCGGUGGUGCCAUUUCAGCCGUGGCGGCAACACACACCCCCAUCGUGUUCAUCGGCACCGGUGAACACAUGCUGGAUCUGGAGCGCUUCGCCCCGCAGCAGUUCGUGCAGAAGCUGCUGGGCAUGGGCGACAUGGCCGGUCUAGUAGAGCACGUCCAGUCGCUAAACCUCAACCAAAAGGACACAAUCAAGCACAUACAGGAAGGCAUCUUCACGGUCCGCGAUCUCCGUGACCAGCUGUCCAAUAUUAUGAAGAUGGGACCCUUGUCCAAAAUGGCUGGCAUGAUCCCUGGCAUGAGCAAUAUGAUGCAGGGGAUGGACGACGAAGAGGGCAGCGCCAAGCUCAAGCGCAUGAUUUACAUUUGCGACUCCAUGACAGACAAGGAACUCGACUCGGAUGGCAAGAUUCUCAUUGAGCAGCCCACACGAAUGACCAGAAUAGCUCGCGGCUCAGGAACGUCGGUACGCGAGGUGGAAGAUCUUCUUACGCAGCAGCGCAUGAUGGCCGGCAUGGCCAAGAAGAUGGGCGGCAACAUGAGGAACAUGCAGCGCGCGCAGCAAGCCAUGGGCGGCGGCAACAAAGCCCAGCAGAUGGCUGCAAUGCAGAAGCGACUCCAGAGCAUGGGCGGCGCUGGCGGCGCAGGCGGUAUGCCUGACAUGGGAUCACUGAUGAAGAUGCUAGGUGGAGGAGGCGGCAUGCCCGGCGGGAUGGAUAUGCAGGCGAUGAUGAGACAGAUGGGGAUGGGAGGUGGGAUGCCUGGGAUGCCUGGGAUGCCCGGCGGCAGUGGCCGUGGAAGAAGGUGA